GACAUGGUGGCCGCAAAACAAAUAAAGGUUGGCGGCUAGACUACUUCCUCGUCUCAGAAUCCAUUGCUGACAAGGUUUAUGAUUCAUACAUUCUUCCUGAUGUUACCGGUAGUGAUCAUUGCCCUGUUGGCCUUAUACUGGCACUCUAGUUAAACCGUCAGUAUUUUAGCUAUUGUUCAGACUACCAGAUGGAUUAUCAACCCAAAAAACCAACUUCCAAGAAACUUGAUGGUGCGGACAGUUGGAAAAAGCAGAUAUAAGUGACCAUUUUGCUGCCCUAAUCCCAGUGAGGAAAACUGCUUCAUAGCUUAAGUUAUGCUAUCAGCUCUGGUUUUCUUUCCCCCAUGAACAAAUUUAUCAAAUAUUUUGCAAGGUCACCUCCCAUAUGGGAAGGGGGUAGAACUUGAAUUUCCAGAGCUUUCACUGAAAUUUUAAUUAGUCAGUGUUUGUACAGUCUAUUUUCCUGAUAUGAUAUCCACUUGCUUACGUGGAAUCAGUUUGCUUCGGUGGCAAGACCUGGUUGGUUGACGCCAACACAACUCUAAACGACGCGGUUUAGAAAGCGCCUUCGGCUUCUUCCAUGUCAACACAAACAGAAAUUUCACAGAAUUUUGCCGAAGCAGACCGCCAUGACAGCUCGGAAAAGAGCUUCAGCAAUGGCGACAACAACAGCGGCCGCUGCAGGCUCGAGGCCAGCUCAAGCAGACCAUAAAUCCCCGGAAAGCACCUCUUCUGAUCAGCCGAUAGCGCCGCCAAAAUGGGGAGUAAUCGUGAAGCUUUCUCUUUUAUUCUCAAUCCCAUACUUUUACCUCCUCUUCUACCAUUACAACAUCGAACAAGAGUUGAAGAGAUCGAUCCUUAUCAAUGCUGGACUCAGUCUUGCCGGCUUCUUUGUUACUCUCAAGAUGAUACCCGUGGCUUCUAGAUAUGUUCUGAGGCGCAGCUUGUUUGGGUACGAUAUCAACAAGAAGGGUACCCCUCAAGGAACUGUUAAAGUGUGAGUCCAAUUUCUUUUCAUCCUUUGUUUCAUAUAGGUUUUGAUUCAUUUGGGGAACUGGGUGUAUGUUGGUUUUGCAAUUCCAUUUCGAUUAAUAAACUGGGUAUGGGUUUCGAUUCCAAUUCAUGAAAUGUGUUCUUGUUUAGGAUUCUUUUUCUCAUCAAAUUCGUUGACUUUUAAAGAGUCAUUAGUUCUACUACGCUCAUUAGUGCUAACUGUGCAUUCCCUGGAUUCUUAGUUGCCACCUGCAUUGUUCAAUCAAAUAAAUGUCUCAGCUUUCU
This is a messenger RNA of Rubroshorea leprosula, 1278 nucleotides long. The record is from the annotation of a GenBank genome assembly. NCBI's taxonomy places the organism in Eukaryota, Viridiplantae, Streptophyta, Magnoliopsida, Malvales, Dipterocarpaceae.